AUGUGUCGCUCCCGGCACCGAACAGAUUGCCGGCCAACGACGCGAUCUCUUCCGGCGUCAGGUUGUAUUUUGGCGCCUCAUCGAACAGUUUCCUGGCGUAGCACUGCGGCUGCUUGGGGUUGUUGGCUGCUUCUUCGGCCAGAGCGUAGAAAAAGCUGCGGCCGCGGCUGCGGGCUCCUAGGCCGUGUUUCCAGGGGGCGAUCUUGUUUGGGAAUUUGGCGAGAACUGUACAGUCAGAGACAGACAAAACAAAAAGAGAGCGCUGGAUUGGUGAUAGGUGCACUCACUUGGAAACGUCUCCAUCAGCAUAGGAAACUUCUUCCCCGGCACAUUCAAAUCCGCAGCCCGCUGCAUAACAGCAAUGACCUCGGUGAUGAUAGGAUCGGUAUAACUAGCGAUGCGGCGACCAAACCCAAUGAUCGAGACGACGCUGGCGGCGUAGCGCUCAAAGUGCUUGACAUACUCCUCCGGCGAAGACAGCAAGUUGUACGCAACGACCUUGCUCUCGUCGUUCUGAAAACCGCGGUAGCUGCGCACCUGCUGCAGGCCGACGCCCAUGUGCGUCAGCUUGCGGUGCAGCCUCCACCGCUCGCCGUAGUACAUGGUGACCAGGUUCGUCUGGCCGGUGCCCAGCUCGCCGAAGACGACCAUCCUUGGGCGCGACGCGUAGAUGCCCGCGCGCUUGUCGAGUAG
Molecule: messenger RNA, 693 nt
Organism: Rasamsonia emersonii CBS 393.64
Lineage: Eukaryota; Fungi; Ascomycota; Eurotiomycetes; Eurotiales; Trichocomaceae
Exons: 1
Coding region: 1-693 (230 amino acids)
Source: RefSeq, a predicted model, not a curated record